GCCUGGCGAGCGCCCGGCACAUGCCGAGGCGCGGGCGAGCGAUAGAACGAGCGGUCCCGCCAGGCUUUGUGCGAGGUCGGCGCUUGCGCAUUGCGGAGCGCCUUUCCCGGCGCUCUGCCCGACGCCGCCUCUGUGAGGCGCGAAGAACUUCAGUCAGUGUGUGAGACAGAACCUGGCCGAGUGUAGGAGGUCCGUGGUCUCAGGCUGUUUGGAAGCAAUGGGUUUAAGACCCUUCACCUACCCAUUUCCAGAAACGAGGUUUCUUCAUGCAGGACCCAAUGUAUAUAAAUUCAAAAUCAGAUAUGGCAACAGCAACAGAGAGGAAGAGAUAGAAAAUAAAGAAGUCAUCAUCCAGGAGCUGGAGGAUUCUAUUCGUGUGGUCUUAGGAAAUGUGGACGAUCUGCAGCCAUUUGCUACAGAACACUUCAUUGUGUUUCCCUAUAAAAGCAAAUGGGAAAGAGUGUCCCACCUGAAAUUCAAACAUGGGGAAAUCGUCUUGGUCCCCUAUCCAUUUGUUUUCACUUUAUACGUGGAGAUGAAAUGGUAUCAUGAAAACCUGUCACCUGGGAAACCAAUAAAUGACAGUCCUCUUGGGAUGAGCCUACCGGACAGGGAAGCCACAGGAGGCGUGAUGAGGAAGCGAAAAUGCAUGCAAGUGCCCAGCGCCCCCAGCAGGCCAGGCCUGGACAGGGCCGAGAUUGGUACUUCCAGCCAAAGCCCCAGCAAAAAGAAGCCCCCUGUGGAAACCAGGAAGAACAGGGAAAGAAAAACCCGGCAGGAAUGGCAGGAGACUCCAGCGUUUGAUGUCACUGAUGUCCAGGAACAGGAUUCUAAGUGGAGGGACAGCCCGGCAGGGCAGCCUGUCCUACCCUCGCCGCAGAACAAUCCACCUCCACCUACAGGACCCACAGAGCCGGGGUCCAGCGGCUUCUUCGGGUUUCUCAGCUCUCUCUUCCCGUUUCGGUAUUUCUUCAGGAAGAGCAGCCAGUGAGCGUUCCGAAUACAGUGGUGGGAUGUGUCUACUCCCCCUCCAUCCUCUGCUUGUGACAUUCUGGUCUCGGGAAAUGAGGGCCCCAAACUCCCUGAGUCCUCUUGUGGGUUUAUCCUAUCCUUUGCCUCUUUACAAUGGAAGAGUUUGUUUUGUUUUAAAUUUAAAGUACUAAGAAAAGGAUGGGACUUUCUAAAAUGCUUUAGUCUGAGGGCCAGUUUAGGUCUUUGAUCUCUAGCACUUAGGAUCCUAAUGACAAUAAACUAUUUAUAAAGGGUUAUUGACUGAAUUUAGUGAAGUAGAGUGAGAGAAUGCAGACUCUUGCCUCAAGAUACAGGGAAGCAAUUCUUGGAAUCUCCCCUGGGUCUACCUGGUUAUUGGCAGGAUGCUUUGGGUUGGCGAGGUCUGAACCUUACCUCAAACCUUAAACUCCCCUGAGCGAGGCAACGGAAUGGGGUCUUGCAAGACUCAUUAUCUGAGCCUUGCUGACCCUCAAGAAAUCAUGUCUCCCUAAUUCACCCAGUUUGGGACCCAGCCUCUCAGUAGACAAACACUUCCCACCUGCCUGUACCUGUGGCUUCUGACGGUAAUGCAGAUUAGUUUAUUGGAUUAAGUGGACACCAGUCUAGGUUAGGGCUCCUGGAGAAGACCAGGUCACCUAAGACCUGAGAUCUGUCUUCAUGUCACUUAAAGCUGAUCUGGGACAGGUGAUCAAAAUAACAGAAGGGAUUUAGGGAA
Molecule: messenger RNA, 1726 nt
Organism: Manis pentadactyla (Chinese pangolin)
Lineage: Eukaryota; Metazoa; Chordata; Mammalia; Pholidota; Manidae
Gene: MAJIN
Product: membrane anchored junction protein
Exons: 11
Coding region: 218-991 (257 amino acids)
Biological process (GO): homologous chromosome pairing at meiosis; meiotic attachment of telomere to nuclear envelope
Cellular component (GO): nuclear inner membrane
Molecular function (GO): DNA binding
Source: RefSeq, a predicted model, not a curated record